Molecule: messenger RNA, 6355 nt
Organism: Sebastes umbrosus (honeycomb rockfish)
Lineage: Eukaryota; Metazoa; Chordata; Actinopteri; Perciformes; Sebastidae
Product: discs large homolog 1-like protein
Exons: 27
Coding region: 952-3981 (1009 amino acids)
Biological process (GO): chemical synaptic transmission; neurotransmitter receptor localization to postsynaptic specialization membrane
Cellular component (GO): postsynaptic density membrane; neuromuscular junction; neuron projection
Molecular function (GO): kinase binding
Source: RefSeq, a predicted model, not a curated record
AGAGGAGGAAAGAGACUGAGGAGGAGGAAGAAGAGGAGGAGGAGGAAGAGGAGGAAUAAAGAGGAAGUGGAAGGAAAAGAGAGGAGGGAUUUACACACUGAGAGAAGUUUGACACGAAUGCAGGCUGUGCUGGGAAUAAUACACGCACACACGCACACACACACACACACACAUAUAUAUAUACUGUAUAUAUAUGUAUAUAAAGCGUGCGUGCCAGUGCGGGAUAAAUCAGCCUGGGUUUGGCACGGUGUGAGUUUAGGUGUGCCACCAGGCUGCACUUUGAAGUUUUUUUUUUUUAAUUUUCUGGAAUAAGCAUCCAGGAUCUGAUCAGUUCCUCCACAGCAGCACCUCCAGCACUAGCUCCAGCAGCAGCAGCAGCAGCUCCAGCAGCAGCAGCACAGGGUCCGCGCUGCCUCUCAGUGUUUCCUACAGCAGCUCUCAGUCGGUGAAAGAUAGGUUUACACUUCUCUUCGUGUCGCCGCAGCGGUCAGGCUGCGCGGUGCACGCCGGGGCAGGAAGCCUCUCAGGCGGGGAAGUACAGCACGGACUGUCGGUAACGGACCGGAGCUUUUUUUUUUUUUUUGUUUGUUUCCUGGAUCCGGCUCGCUUUCUGUGGUUUUACUUUUCACCGGGACUCCUCCGGGUCUGUGUUUGUGUGCUAGUUCCUCCUCCUCCACGGAGACUUGUUAGUUAGUUAGUGUUGUGUGUUAGUUGUGUGUUAGUUGUGUGUUUGUUAGUGUUGGUGUUUGUGUGUAACUUGGUGUCGUCGUGGAGGGAUUCUUCUCUGCACACUUGGAGCGGUGACAGCGGGGUUUAACCGGCGGAAUAACCGAUACAAACAACACAACAACAACAACACCACCGUCCUGUGUGAGGAGUGUAUGUGGCUAACACGGAACUAGCUCCGAACCGAGCCGAGCCGAGCCGAGCCGAGCCAGAGCCAGAGCGACCAUGCCCGUCAGAAAGAAAGAUGCACAGCGAGCCCUGCUGCUGCUGGAGGAGUACCGGGCCAAGCUGCACAACGCCGAGGACCGGCAGCUCCGACACUCCAUCCAGAGGGUCAUCGACAUCUUCCAGAGCAACCUCUUCCAGGCUCUCAUAGAUAUCCAGGAAUUUUACGAAGUGACCUUAUUGGACAGUCAGAGAUGGGUGGAGUCCUCCAAGGCGGCGGACCCCAUGGCGCCCGUCCACCUGUGGGACUUCUCCAGCCUUCAAAGCACAACGGUGACCUCGGACACUCUGCCCAGCCUUAGCACCAGCAUCGAGGACUCCCCCCUCCUAAAUGAAAUCCUGCACACGCUGGCGCAGGCCAAACGCCCGCCCGGCCCUGACGGACAAAAGUACAGGCACCACGAUGAGGACUCGUCCCCCCAGGACCAGAGCUCCCCCCAGUUGACGGAGGAGGCGGGGGGGCCGGAGCUGGUCCAGGUAGCGGAGAAGAACCUUUCCCAGAUUGAGAAUGUGCACGGAUACGUCACCCACGCUCACAUCUCACCCAUGAAGGUAGCAUCUCUGGAGUGCAUCUUUGACGGUUCCCCGGCGUUAGGCCAGCAGCAGCAGCACCACCCGGAGCUCCCUUCCCCCACGUCCUCCACCCUCUAUAGCCACGGCGAGGACAGCCCCCUCCCCUCCUGCUCCUCCAACCCCUACCCCCCAAUCCAGCAGGCAGAGGCCACCCCGCCCUCCUCUCCCAUAAUCCCCGUGAUCCCAGUCUCGCCAAUCGCAGCCGACACCACCACCAUCAUCCCUCCGACGUCACAGGCCAACCCUCCCCCCGUGGUGGUCAACACAGACAGCCUGGACACGCCUUCAUAUGUGAACGGGACGGAGGCUGAUUAUGAGUACGAGGAGAUCACGCUGGAGAGGGGGAACUCGGGACUGGGCUUCAGCAUCGCGGGCGGCACAGACAACCCCCACAUCGGUGAAGACCCCAGCAUCUUCAUCACCAAAGUCAUACCCGGGGGGGCCGCUGCCCAGGACGGACGGCUCAGGGUCAACGAUGUCAUCCUGAGAGUUAACGAGGCGGAUGUUCGGGACGUGACCCACAGCCGAGCCGUGGAGGCCCUGAAGGAGGCCGGCUCCCUGGUCCGACUCUACGUCCGCAGAAGGAAACCCGUCUCAGAGAAAGUGAUGGAGAUCAAACUGGUGAAAGGACCCAAAGGUCUCGGCUUCAGUAUAGCAGGCGGAGUGGGGAACCAGCACAUCCCGGGCGACAACAGCAUCUACGUCACCAAGAUCAUUGAAGGAGGAGCUGCACAUAAAGACGGGAGGCUGCAGAUCGGAGACAAACUGCUGGCUGUGAACAGCGCUUGCCUGGAGGAGGUGAGCCACGAACACGCCGUCACUGCCUUGAAAAACACUCCUGACGUGGUCUACUUGAAAGUGGCUAAACCCAACAGUGUCUUCAUGAACGACAGCUUCGCCCCGCCCGACCUCACCAACUCGUACUCCCAGCACAUGGAGAACCAUAUCAGCCCCCCCAGCUUCCUGGGUCAACCCAUCCCCCCGCCAGCAUCCUCGGGACGCUACUCCCCGACCCCGAAGAGCAUGCUGGGAGACGACGACGUCACCCGGGAGCCCAGGAAGGUGGUGCUGCACAGAGGAGCGACAGGACUGGGCUUCAACAUCGUGGGCGGAGAGGACGGAGAGGGGAUCUUCAUCUCCUUCAUCCUCGCCGGAGGACCAGCUGACCUCUGUGGAGAGCUGAGGAAAGGAGACCGGCUCGUUUCUGUGAACGGGGUGGACCUCCGUAACGCCACCCACGAACAGGCAGCCGCCGCCCUGAAGAACGCCGGGCAGACGGUGACCAUCAUUGCCCACUACAGACCAGAGGAGUACAGCCGGUUUGAGGCGAAGAUCCACGACCUGAGAGAGCAGAUGAUGAACAGCAGCAUCAGUUCUGGAUCUGGAUCUUUGCGAACGAGUCAGAAGAGGUCGUUAUACGUCAGAGCUCUGUUUGACUACGAUAAGACCAGAGACUCCGGUCUGCCCAGUCAGGGACUCAACUUUAAGUUCGGAGACAUCCUCCACGUGGUGAACGCCUCCGAUGACGAGUGGUGGCAGGCCAGACAGCUGACGUUGCAGGGCGAGGUGGAGGAGGUGGGGGUGAUUCCCAGCAAGAGACGGGUUGAGAAGAAGGAGAGAGCGCGAUUAAAGACGGUGAAGUUCAACGCGAAGUCUCGAGAGAGAGGGCAGUCUCUCAAUGACAAGCGUAAAAAGAACCUCUUUUCCCGAAAGUUUCCGUUCUACAAGAGCAAAGAGGCGAGCGAGCAGGAGACCAGCGAUGUCGACCAACAUGUGACCUCUAAUGCCAGCGAUAGUGAAAGUAGCUACCGUGGGCAGGAGGAGUACGUUCUGUCCUAUGAACCCGUCACUCAGCAGGAAGUGAACUACACCCGUCCCGUCAUCAUCCUCGGCCCCAUGAAGGAUCGGAUCAACGACGACCUGAUCUCAGAGUUCCCCGACAAAUUUGGAUCCUGCGUCCCUCACACGACCCGGCCGAAGCGGGACUACGAGGUGGACGGCAGAGAUUAUCACUUUGUGGUGUCCAGAGAGCAGAUGGAGAAGGACAUCCAGGACCACAAGUUCAUCGAGGCGGGACAGUACAACAACCACCUGUACGGAACCAGCGUGCAGUCGGUCCGAGAGGUGGCGGAGAAGGUACCAACACCUGGUAAACACUGUAUCCUGGACGUGUCGGGGAACGCCAUCAAGAGACUCCAGCUGGCUCAGCUUCAUCCCAUCGCCAUCUUCAUCAAACCCAAAUCUGUGGAGAACAUCAUGGAGAUGAACAAGCGUCUGACGGAGGAGCAGGGCAGGAAAACCUUCGACAGAGCCACCAAGCUGGAACAGGAGUUCACCGAGCAUUUCACAGCCAUCGUUCAGGGCGACACUCUGGAGGAGAUCUACGAUCAGGUGAAGCAGAUCAUCGAGGAGCAGUCGGGUCCGUUCAUCUGGGUUCAGUCCAAGGAGAAGUUAUGAGGAUCAAAACUCUGUCUGCUCCGUCGCUCCUCCUCUCUUUAGAUCCACUUUGUUUUGAAAAGGAAAGUCGACCUGCAGACGGCAGCCUCCUCCCUCGCCCCCCCGACCACCACCACAACCCGAUCAACGACACGACACAUCGACUGACCAGAGCUUUUAUUUUGUAUUUGUUUUGCCUGAAUAAGACUCCAUUGUUGGGUUUCCUGACCAGCAGAGAAAAGCACACAGGAAGUAUGAUGACAUCACACUCAACACGGUACAGCUCCUUAAUGUUUAAGGGAGAAGAAGAAGAAGACACGUCCAUGGAAGUGGCGAGAAGAAGAAGAAACGUACGAAGAAGAUUUUCAGUUUGUGGGGUUUUUAUACCCUUUUUUUUUUUCUUUUGUCAUGUCAGGUAAGACGGACGGACAGACGGAGUUUUCGGUCUCAGGCAGCGUCUGUCGGUCCGGGAAAAGGAAGGCGGAGACACAAAAAAGCGAAACUUUGCACGUUUGAGCUUUAACAGCAUGUCCGUUAAUAACCCCGUUUAUUUCCCAUCAGCCCCUUCGGCGUCUGACGUCACAGCUUUUCUUCUUCUGUUCUGCAUCUCACCGUUUCCUCUUUUUUUCUUUUUUACUCACGUUUAUAUUUUCUUUGUUUUGCUCCUCGCUGCUGCAGGACGUUUGUCAGGACGCUGUGCAGGGUUCCUGCUCUGCUGCCAGGGGGCGCUGUGGAGGGCGUUUAACAGAUUAACUCGCUUUAUUUAAGGGAUGAGGAAUAAUCGACUCUCUUCACUCCACCAAUUCUGAUUUUAUUGCUGAACAUUUUUACAUUUUAGACAUUUAGUUUUGGUGAGUUCAAAGGUCAUGGCGGUCAUUUUUCUACCUACACUGCAACACAACAUCUUGAUUUUCUCAAGUCCUUUCUGUCUGUAAAGGAAUCUAAAGCCACGUUUUCCUUAAAACGAGAAUGUUUCGGCUUUUUAUUCCCACUUGGAAGUGAAGAAAAUGAUUCAAACAACUCCAAUCACAUUUUUCAGGAUAUUAAAUUCACCAAAGAAAAAACAGACAAGACACAUCACCAAAUUAAUCACGCCUCAUAAUCACAAAAAAAAACUGUCCCAUCCUAAUUACAAGAAAACUAUCAUUAGAAAUCUCAUAAUUUUCUUGCAAUGAUGAGAAAUAUUAUUGUAAUUACAAGAAAACAGUCAUAAUAGGGAAAAUAAGGAAUAUAAAUAUAUAAACAGAAUUUCGAGAAUACUUAUAUACUCAAAAUUAAGAGAUCUUAAUUCCAAGAAAAUUGUCAUAAUUACAAGAAAAAUAUCAGAAACACAAGCUAUUUAUUUUAUAAUUCAUAAGAAAAAUCUGCCAUAAUUUUCUUAUAAUUAUAGACAAUAUUCUUGUUGAUAAAAAUAAUAAAUACAAAAAUAUAAAAAACACCUAUAAUUAAGAGGAUAUUACUUUAUAAUUAGAAGAAAAAUCAUUACAGGAAAAUUAUCCUAUAAUCCAGAGAAAAAUAUCUCAUAAUCAAUAAAUUAAUUUAAAUUAAUUCCAAGAAAAUAAUCCUAAUUACAAUAAAAAAUAUCUUUAUUUCAUGAUUACGAAAAUAUAAUUUCUCAGUGUGCGAAAAUGCAGAAUUACUGUCACAAAUUGUGAAAAAAUAAUACAUACAACAAACAAAAACAACUUUAUAAUUAGAAGAAGCUCAUUAUCUUAUAAUCCUGAGAAAAUCAUCUUGUAAUAAGGAUCUUUUUUUGGAAUUAAAAUCUGUUAAUUAUGAGAAAAAUAUCAUAAAAAUACAAGUUCUUUAUUUCAUAAUUACAAAUAAAACAAUAUGUGAAAAUGAUGAUAAUAUGAGAAUUAUAGGGGAACUGCAAGAUUUCUCCGUCAUGAGAUUGUUUUGUCAAAAUGAUCAAAUAUAGUUUAUUUUUCUUCAUUGAAAGCAGCUUGAGAUAUUCUCUUCAUCUAAUUGAAUAAGUCUUUAAAGACAGAUUGACUUGACGAGAUGAAAGUGUAACACUGAUUUUAAACUUUAAAUACACUUGAUUUAACUGAACUGAUAUUUUUAUUAUUAUUAUUAUUAUUAUUAUUAUUAUUAUUAUUAUUAUUAUCAUCGGUGUGUUUGGGGUUGUGUUGUUCGGAGCGGCGCCCUCUUGUGAGUGGGAGUUCGAACCCCGUCAGACGCCCGUCAGCGUCGUCAGUGUCUUACCAUGAAAAACGAUGUCGAUCAUGUGAUGCUUUGUGCGCCUGGAGACGAGCUGCCACCUCCAGGUGUCCGCAGGUGUGUCCCGAACGCGCAGGUUAUUAUUGUACAAUGAGAUUUUGACAGAUAUUUAACCCUCGGUAAACUGCCUAUUUUGUUAUAAUAAAAGUCUAUAUUGAACUUUACUUAAGCA